AGGUAACUCUUAAAACUCUUACAUCAUCAUCCAGUUAGAACAACAAGCAUCACCGUCUCGUCGUUUCUAAAUCCCUUCUCUCAAAUAAUCAUUGCCCCAAAUCCCAAGAAAUAAUUUUUAUCAGUCCCAAAUCCCCCAAUUUCAAUUUACUCAAAACCCUAAUUCCCAAUUUAACCCAAUUAAUCUAGAGAUUCUAGACAAAUUCAACGAUUCAUUUUCUCAUAACGUGGAAAUUCAUCGUCACCCCGGUUGAUGGGCACAAUUAGGGUCUUUAAAGACCCUUCAAAACCCUCAAUUACACCCACAACCUCCACCUCUCGCAACGAGACCACAAAUGGGUGGCACCAGUUCAAGAUCAGCGGCUACUCGCUCUCUAAAGGCAUGGGCAUCGGAAAGUACAUAGCUUCCGAUACCUUCUUUGUCGGUGGUUAUGCGUGGGCUGUUUAUUUCUACCCUGACGGCAAGAGCGUUGAAGAUAACGCCGCUUAUGUUUCGCUGUUUAUCGCCCUCGCAAGCGAGGGGACGGACGUUAGAGCGCUGUUUGAGCUCACGCUUUUGGAUCAGAGCGGGAAGGCACGGCACAAGGUUCAUACCCAUUUUGGGAGGACCCUCGAGAGUGGACCCUACGCGCUUAAAUAUCGGGGGAGCAUGUGGGGCUAUAAGCGCUUUUUUAAAAGGACUCUUCUUGAGACAUCAGACUACCUUAAAGAUGACUGCCUCUCAAUUCGCUGCUGUGUUGGUGUAGUUAAGUCAUAUACAGAGGGACCUAAGACUUACACUAUUGCCGUGCCACCUUGUGAUAUCGGUAAGCAUUUUGGGAAGCUUUUAGAAAGCAGUAGGUGUACUGAUGUGAAUUUUGAUGUUGAUGGGGAAAAGUUUUCGGCACACAAAUUGGUUCUUGCUGCACGUUCACCUGUGUUCAGAGCUCAACUUUUUGGUCCACUGAAGGAUCAAAACACUCAAUGCAUUAAUGUUGAAGACAUGGAAGCCCCAGUAUUUAAGGCAUUACUCCAUUUUAUCUACUGGGAUACACUACCAGACAUGGAAGAGCUUGUGGAUCUAAAUCCAAAAUGGGCUUCUACACUAAUGGCUCAGCAUCUGCUUGCAGCAGCAGAUCGAUAUGCUCUUGAGAGGCUCAAGUUGUUGUGUGAGGCUAAACUUUGUGAGGAUGUUGCCAUAAACACAGUUGCUACCACGUUGGCCUUGGCAGAGCAGCACCACUGUUUCCAACUGAAAGCUGUUUGUCUCAAGUUCACUGCAUUGCCCGAAAAUUUGAAAGCCGUGAUGCAAACAGAUGGAUUUGAAUACCUAAAAGAAAGCUGUUCUUCUGUCCUCACCGAACUGUUGCAGCAUGUGGCGAGAAUUGGUGAGCACUGUGUCAUUGCUUCAGGAUAUGGAAAUGAGACAACAUUAGAUGGCUGUGAUGUGAAUGGGAGGCGGGUGAAGCCGAGGACACAUUGAUUUAGGAAUAACAGAUAGGUCUUUCUUUCUCAAGAAGAAUAAUAAUAAUUGAAAAGAAAAGGAAAAAAAAAAAAAAAAAGAGCUUGUUAGGUUAAAACAUUUUUGGAUCAUACUAACAGUUGACAAUUCAUUUGAUAAAUUUAAUAUUAGUGGUUCAUUAAUUUGUUCUAUAGUUUGUGAACAGCUGAGUGUCAGUUAAGAUUGGUGAAAUUACUUGUAAGUUGUUAAAGCAAUGAGUGUAUGUAAUUACAGAUUUGCAUGCGGGGAU
This is a messenger RNA of Pistacia vera, 1729 nucleotides long. RefSeq names its product BTB/POZ and MATH domain-containing protein 2-like. The transcript has 4 exons. Lineage: Eukaryota; Viridiplantae; Streptophyta; Magnoliopsida; Sapindales; Anacardiaceae. The coding region runs from base 253 to 1461 and encodes 402 amino acids. Gene Ontology annotation, molecular function: protein binding. Gene Ontology annotation, biological process: protein ubiquitination. The record is from RefSeq and is a predicted model, not a curated record.